AUGAGUCCAGACUCAAUAAUUAGCAGCACCACAGCCAUAUCCAACAGUGAGUGCUCCGAAAGUGAAAAAUCAUCAUUGUUCUCCACUGAAAAUUUUCAACUUCACGAGGCAAUUCAAUAUUUGGUGACUAUAUUUGACUACGAACCCACUAGAGAGGAUGAGUUAAAACUGACAAAAGGACAGAAAGUGAAGCUGAUAUCAAAAGAUGUUCAUAUUUCUGGAGAUGAGGGUUGGUGGAUUGGAGAAAUCGAUGGGCAUGUUGGAAUUUUCCCUGCUUCCUUUGUUGUCAGUCAGGACAAAUUCUCAACUGACGGUGAUUUUGUACUAAAGCCUAAACUAAUAAACUUUGAUGAAAUCACCUUAAAAGAAGUUAUAGGCGUUGGUGGGUUUGGAAAAGUUUUACGAGGCAUCUACGGUGAUGAAGAAGUGGCGGUGAAGUUAGCAAGAGAGCAGACAUUAUCAACAGUGGAAAAAGAGGCCAAAUUAUUCUGGCUUCUUGAUCAUGAAAAUAUCAUUAGUCUCAAGGGCGUAUGUUUGGAGCCUAAUCACAUGUCACUCGUCAUGGAAUAUGCAAGGGGUGGCUCUCUUACACAAGUUAUCACUGGUCGACAGAUUCCAGCAUUUUUGGUCAUAGCUUGGAUGCAGCAGGUGGCUCGAGGGAUGAGGUAUUUGCACGAAUAUGCACCGAUACCACUUGUACAUAGGGACCUCAAAUCUAAUAACAUACUACUACUUCACCCAUACGACCCCGAUCACCCGACUAACUUCACUAAUGUUCUAAAAAUUACUGACUUUGGCCUGGCAAAAGAGGUAGAUGGUUUUAGCACUAAAAUGAGUGCAGCUGGUACCUAUGCUUGGAUGGCUCCAGAGGUGAUUAGGCACUCGAGGUACUCGAAGAAAAGUGACGUCUGGAGUUUUGGUGUGGUGCUCUGGGAACUGCUGACAGGUGAGGUGCCGUACAAGGGUGUCGACACCUGGGCAGUGGCCUACGGUGUUGCGGUCAAUAGUUUGACCCUUCCCAUUCCAAGUACAUGUCCCCAACCGUUUGCCGAAUUAAUGAAAGUUUGUUGGGAGUCGGAGGCUGACUUGAGGCCAUCAUUCACUAACAUUCUCCUGAAGUUAGAGGCCGUCAGUCAGUCAUCUUUCACGAAUACGCCCGAUCUGUCAUUCAGCAGUAUGAGACUGAACUGGAAACAGGAAAUAGAAGCCAUGUUUGUGGAGUUGAGGACCAAAGAUGAAGAACUGAAAAAUCGAGAAGAAGAACUAAUGAGAGCAUGCCAGCAACAGAAACUACAUGAGGAGUUAUUAGUCAAGAGAGAACAGGAGCUGAUGGAGAGGGAGAUGAGUGUGAUGGAGAGAGAGCUGUCAAUAGCUGUACAGCAACAGCUCUCUCCGUUAUCAACUCAGCCGAAAAUAAACAAGCGACGAGGAAGAUUCAGGCGUAGCAGGUUGAAGUUGUUGAAGUUUACUAUGAGUGGUGCAAGUGGCGGUGGGGGAGGAGCCAACAGUGGUAGUGUCGAUAUAUCCGAACCGUCGGGUUGGUUUGUCAUAUUUGUUUGGGGUUUGUGGUUUGUCUGA
Messenger RNA from Helobdella robusta, 1578 nucleotides. RefSeq lists its product as hypothetical. Lineage: Eukaryota; Metazoa; Annelida; Clitellata; Rhynchobdellida; Glossiphoniidae. The record is from RefSeq and is a predicted model, not a curated record. Bases 1 to 1578 code for a protein of 525 amino acids. Gene Ontology annotation, biological process: protein phosphorylation. Gene Ontology annotation, molecular function: JUN kinase kinase kinase activity; ATP binding; protein binding. The transcript has 9 exons.